UGUUUCCACAUGUGACACCCAAAGGAAUCAAUGGCAUAGAUUUUAAAGGAGAAGCUAUAACUUUCAAGGCAACUACUGCUGGAAUCCUUGCUACACUCUCUCAUUGUAUUGAACUCAUGGUAAAACGUGAAGAAAGCUGGCAAAAAAGGCUAGAUAAGGAGAUAGAGAAAAGGAGAAGAAUUGAAGAAGCAUACAAAAAUGCUCUGACAGAACUGAAGAAAAAGUCCCACUUUGGAGGGCCAGACUAUGAGGAGGGUCCUAAUAGUCUGAUUAAUGAAGAAGAAUUUUUUGAUGCUGUUGAAGCUGCUCUCGAUAGACAGGAUAAAAUGGAAGAACAGUCCCAAAGUGAAAAGGUCAGAUUACACUGGCCAACAUCCUUACCUUCUGGAGAUGCAUAUUCCGCUGUGGGGAACCAUCGAUUUGUCCAAAAACCCUAUAGUCGCUCUUCCUCCAUGUCUUCCAUUGAUCUAGUCAGUGCCUCUGAUGAUGUUCACAGAUUCAGCGCCCAGGUAGAAGAGAUGGUACAAAACCAUAUGACAUACUCAUUGCAAGAUGUAGGAGGAGAUGCCAAUUGGCAGCUAGUGGUAGAAGAAGGAGAAAUGAAGGUAUACAGAAGAGAGGUGGAAGAGAAUGGAAUAGUUUUAGAUCCUUUGAAAGCAACCCAUGCUGUUAAGGGGGUAACAGGGCAUGAAGUUUGCCACUACUUCUGGAACGUCGAUGUUCGUAAUGACUGGGAAACAACAGUUGAAAAUUUCCAUGUUGUGGAAAAUUUAGCUGAUAAUGCAAUCAUCAUUUACCAGACACAUAAGAGGGUGUGGCCAGCUUCUCAAAGGGAUGUGCUGUAUUUGUCUGCCAUCAGAAAGAUACCAGCAUUCAGUGAAAAUGAUCCUGAAACAUGGAUUGUGUGCAAUUUCUCUGUGGAACAUGACAGUGCUCCUCUGAACAAUCGCUGUGUCCGUGCCAAAAUAAAUAUUGCUAUGAUUUGUCAGACGUUAGUAAGCCCACCAGAGGGGAACAAGGAAAUAAGCAGGGACAACAUCCUAUGCAAGAUUACAUAUGUAGCUAAUGUGAACCCAGGAGGAUGGGCACCAGCAUCAGUGUUACGGGCAGUGGCAAAACGAGAAUAUCCUAAAUUCUUGAAGCGUUUUACAUCAUACGUGCAAGAGAAAACAGCAGGAAAGCCGAUUUUAUUCUAG
This is a messenger RNA of Pterocles gutturalis (yellow-throated sandgrouse), 1196 nucleotides long. It is a transcript of the gene CERT1, whose product is annotated as collagen, type IV, alpha 3 (Goodpasture antigen) binding protein. Gene Ontology annotation, biological process: ER to Golgi ceramide transport. Lineage: Eukaryota; Metazoa; Chordata; Aves; Pterocliformes; Pteroclidae. The annotation marks the transcript as partial. The transcript has 11 exons. The record is from RefSeq and is a predicted model, not a curated record. Gene Ontology annotation, molecular function: phosphatidylinositol-4-phosphate binding. Gene Ontology annotation, cellular component: Golgi apparatus.